Messenger RNA from Lachnellula hyalina, 1746 nucleotides. It is a transcript of the gene FUBT, whose product is annotated as Efflux pump. Bases 1 to 1746 code for a protein of 581 amino acids. Gene Ontology annotation, molecular function: transmembrane transporter activity. NCBI's taxonomy places the organism in Eukaryota, Fungi, Ascomycota, Leotiomycetes, Helotiales, Lachnaceae. The transcript has 2 exons. The record is from RefSeq and is a predicted model, not a curated record. Gene Ontology annotation, biological process: transmembrane transport.
AUGGAACGCCUUGAACGGCUGCUGUCUCGGCCUGCUGCCAAGCCCUAUCGUUCCAAGGCCUUCGAAGCCGGCGAAACGCUACAUCUGAACCACAAAGGCCAGCUCGACUUUUCUCCAAAUGACAUUGAGAACCCCAAGAACUGGUCAACAGCACGCCGCUGGUACAUCACGGUAGUGUCCGUCGUUCUAGUCGUCAAUGCUACCUUUGCCUCCUCAGGUCCUUCGGGAACCCUCGAGGGCAUUAGAGAAGAGUUUAACGUUUCGCAAGAGGCUGUUGGACUGGUCGUAACCCUAUUUCUACUGGGAUAUUGUUUCGGGCCACUGUUCUGGGCUCCCCUCUCCGAGUUCUAUGGCAGGAGAUGGGUUUUCUACAUCUCGUUCACCGGAUACCUCAUCUUUACCUUCCUCUGCGCCUUCGCCAACAACUUCGCCGCGCUUCUCAUCGGACGCUUCCUCACCGGCACUUUUGCUAGCUCGCCGCUAUCCAAUGCCCCGGGCGUCUUGGCUGAUAUAUGGGGAUCCAUUGAACGAGGAAAUGCCAUGGCGCUGUUCUCCAUGAUGACCUUUAUCGGGCCUGCAUUGGGGCCAGUCAUUGCGGGAUUCUUGGAGCUCAAGGAGAACUGGAGGUGGGAUUUUUAUGUGAUGCUUAUUUUCGGCGGGGUUACAGAACUCUUGAUGUUCACGAUCCCCGAGACUUUGCCUACUCAAGUUCUGUUGAACAAAGCGAGACGGCUCAGACGACUGAAGAUUCCUGGAUACGAAAACGUUCAGGCGCCCGUGGAGCAAACCGAUCGGUCGCUGGGGGGCAUUUUCCGCGUUGCUCUUACUAGGCCUUGGAAGAUCCUGGUGGAUCCGAUAUCGCUAUUCGUCGCCAUAUACCUGUCGGUCGUCUACACCCUGCUCUACAUGCUUUUCACCAUCUAUCCUAUCGUUUUCCAGCAAAAGCGAGGCUGGAAUUCUGGGGUUGGUGAGCUUCCAUUGCUUGGGACUGCUGUCGGAGCUGUCCUUGGUGGUGCGGUGAUAUUUACUACUUCUGCGCGAGACAGAAAAAGGCAGGCGGCCGGAUACGUAGGUCGGCCAGAGGAUAGAUUGGAAGUCGCAAUGGUUGCUGGGAUUCUGUUCCCGAUAACCAUGUUCUGGUUCGCAUGGAGUGGAGAAUACAACAGUGUGCACUGGAUCGUUCCCACACUCGCCGGAGUAUUCCUCGGCCAGGCAAUCAUCCUCAUUUUCGUAGCCUAUCUCAACUACCUGACCGACUCGUACCUUGUGUACGCCGCCAGCGCUCUCGCCGCCAACACUGUAUGUCGAUCCGCUGGUGGUGCCGCCGCACCACUAUUCACGCAGUACAUGUUUGAUGCGCUUGGAGUCGGCGGUGGCGGCUCGUUGAUUGGCGGUGUAGCCGUCCUACUAGCACCCAUCCCAUUCAUCUUCUACAAAUACGGAGAAGGGAUUCGGAAACGAUCUAAAUUCGCGCCCACGCCCGGGCAUUUGAACAUUGAGCAAGAGACUCCAUGGGAGCUAGCUCAGGAAGCUGAUUCGACUAGCGUGAGCAGCAACAGCCACCACUCGAGUUCCGAGAGCACGGCCACCGAAGAAGGAGGUCCAGUCCAAGGAGUUCAGCUUGAGGGGGUUGGUGCUGAUGUUAUUGAAAAGGCAGAGGCUAGACGAGAAGUCGGUGCUGAUGCUGAGCAGGGGAAGAAAAUAAAAGAAGGUCCGGAGAGGGACUUGGAAAAGGGAGGAUUGUAG